Molecule: messenger RNA, 1773 nt
Organism: Monoraphidium neglectum
Lineage: Eukaryota; Viridiplantae; Chlorophyta; Chlorophyceae; Sphaeropleales; Selenastraceae
Product: Nuclear pore complex protein
Exons: 6
Coding region: 1-1773 (590 amino acids)
Biological process (GO): post-transcriptional tethering of RNA polymerase II gene DNA at nuclear periphery; mRNA export from nucleus; protein import into nucleus
Cellular component (GO): nuclear pore outer ring; nuclear pore
Molecular function (GO): structural constituent of nuclear pore
Source: RefSeq, a predicted model, not a curated record
AUGGACGUGGACGAUGAUGAGUACGCGGGCGCGCCGCCGCUGCUCGUCGUGGGCGAGCAGCUGCAGCAGCAGGAGGAAGCGGACGACGCGGCGGCGGCGCUGUCGCUGGAGGAUCGAUUCGCGGGCAUCGUCCAGGAGCUGAUGCGCGACGAGGUGGACGUGGCCGAGGCGCUGCUCGCGUUCAAAGAGGUCAGCACGUCCCAAGUGGAGCAGCUCAGGGACCGUGCUUCGUCGCUGCUGCACCGCUCCGCCCACUAUCUCCACGCCCGCCAGCUGGCGGAAGACCUAGAGUCGCAGGGAGCCACCUGGGAGCUGCUGCUGCACCUGUACGCGACAGGCGAGCAGCCCGCCGGCAUGGGCGGCCCCCCGCUGCCCGGCGCCGGCGGGCGGCAGACGUACAGGCAGGCGGUGCGCGGCGCGGUCAACGGCGACGCGUCCCUGGAGCGCGUCGCGCACGUCGUCGCUUGGCUCGAGUCGCUCGCCGCGCAGCGCCUCGCUGCGCGGCCGCCGCUCGGCUUCUCGGCCGCGGACGGCGUGUGGCGGGAGACGCUGCUGCUGUCGCACGCAGGCGGCGGCGGCGGCGGCGGGGGCGGGGGCGAGCUGGACCCGGACGCGCCGUCGCGGGGCGCGACGGCGCUGAGGGGGGAGGACCAGCGGAACGAGGAGCGGCUGGCUGCGCAGCUCUGGCAGCUAAUGCGCGCGGGCAAGCUGCAGCAGGCGCAGGACCUCUGCCGCCGGUGCGGCCAGGACUGGCGCGCGGCGGCGCUGAGCGGCGGCGGGCCGUGGGGGCCGCUGCCCGUCGGCGCGGCGGCGGCGGACGCAGACGAACGCAUGGACGACGAGUGGCAAGCCGAGGACCUGGCCGCGGAGGUCGAGGGCGGCCGCGGCGCCGGCCGCGCCCUGUGGCGCUGGUCCUGCGCCGCCGCUGCUGACGCGGCCGCGUCCGCCGCGCCCGCCAACCGCUGGGAGGCCGCCCUGUUCGGCGCCCUCGCCAGCCACGUGCCGCGCGUGCUGCCGGUGUGCGGCGGCUGGGAGGACGAGGCGUGGGCGUACUGCCGCGCGUGGCUGGACCUGGGCGCCGACGAGAAGGCGGCCGAGGAGGCGGAGGCGGCGCGCGCGAGCUUCGGGGACGCGGACUCGGGGGCGGCGCACGGCGCGGCGGACGCGCUCGCGAUCCCAUCCGACGUGCUGGCGUCCCUGCUCGACGGCGCGGCGUCCUCGGGUUACUCGCGCACGGUCAGCGCGCAGCUGCUGCAGGAGGGAUUGUCCGUGGCCUCUAGCGAGGGCGGCGCGGCGGUCGCCAAGCUGCAGAGGCUGCGCCGCGACGGCGACCGCUCCCUGGUGCCCGCCUCCUUUGACGACCUCCGAGCCCUGCUGGCCGCCAGCCCCAACCCCUCCGUCCGCGCGGCUGCCGGCCAGCAGCAGCGCGCGCUGCAGCUCGACCUAAUGGCGGAGCGCUGGCGCGAUCUGGUCCUCGAGCUCGCCGGCGCCGCCAUGGCAGCGUACCAGCAGCAGCAGCCGCGCCCCGACGCCGCCGCGGCGGCGGCGGCGGAAGGCGGCGGCGCGCUGCUGCGGCGCGCGGGGGACCAGGGCUUUGCGCUGCUGCGGUUUGCGGCGCACCUGGCGCUCGCGCUGCGCGCGCUGGGGCUGGUGCGGGACCCCGGGUUGAUGGAGCUGCAGGCGCGGGCGCAUGGGGUGGAGGGGUUGGAUGAUGAGGAGGAGCAGGAGGCGGCGCGGCUGCAGGAGGUGAGGGGCCCACCCCCUUGGGUAUGA